AUGGCGGCGGUUGCGGCGGAGGCGCGCGUGUUCCUGGAGGUGCGGAGACGGCUGCAGAGCGCGCUGCUGAUCCUGGGGGAUUCCGCGGAAGGAGGUCUGCCCAUGGAUGUUUCGGUAACGCCGUCCUCGCUCCGGAUGCAGGGCCCCGGCGGCUGCACGGAGCUCCGGCUGCCGGCAGGGGUCAGGCUCGCGCCGUCCUCCUGCCGCGGGCUGCGGCACGUGCCCGGGGACGGGCUGCACCUGCGGCUGCAGGCGCGGGCCGAGUGCCGCCCGGAACUGAUUUCAGUGUUUAAUCAAAGCUUACAAGCCCAAGAAUGUUGCACGUUUUAUUGCCAGUCCUGUGGUGAAGUCGUCAUAAGGGACAGGAAACUCCUGAGAGUGCUCCCCCUGCCAGGCGAUAACUGGGGCGCUCUUGUUGACGAGUGGUGUUGUCAUCCUGACCCCUUUGCUAAUAAGCCACUUCAUCCACGAGAGAAUGACUGUUUCACCGGAGACUGUUUCUACCUGGUGAAUUUAAAGAGUGAUUUGUGGCAGCCAAGACCUAAAGAAGCCCCAGUGGAGACACACCAUCUUUCUUCUGAGAACCAUCUAAAAUUGAAACCAAAGGCAAAUACCAAAGUAAUUUGUAAGCGUUGCAAGGUAAUGUUGGGAGAGACUGUGUCAUCAGAAACCACUAAGUUUUAUAUGACGGAGAUAAUUAUUCUGCCAUCUGAAAGAAAUUUUCCCAUCAUACCAAGGUCUCAGUUUGUACAGAGCAUUAUCGCCCAGUGUAUGGUGGAACUGUCCUCUGCUAGAAGCACUUUUAGAUUCACUAUUCAAGGUCAUGAUGGCAAAGUAUACAUUCUGCUAUGGCUUUUAAACUCAGACAGUUUGGUGAUUGAAUCUUUGGGACAGUCCACAAGUAUCGAAAAAUUCCCUGUGUUGGAAGAUGUAUUGAAGGCCGAUUCCAAUUCCUCUUGGAAUGCAGUCAAGGUCCUCUACCAGCCAUGCAUCAAAAGCCGGAAUGCAGAUCUCUCCAGCUUGUGGGAAAAUGACAUCAGCGUACACUCCCUCACCCUGCCCUCUACAACCUGCCUGGAGCUGCUGUUGAUACUGUCGAGGAGUAAUGCUGCACUGCCUCCAUCCCUCCGCUGUAUGAAUUCUUUCCAGAUAUAUGCAGUCUCCAAGGGCUCCAAGAAAUGGGCAGCCAGAAGCCUGAGAACUUUACAGACGAGCUGCAACAAAGGGGCUACCAAGAAGAGAAGGAGGAGUUUCUGGCUCUGUACCACUUUCUUCUUGUCUGCCUUAGACACUGCACAACGUAAAUGGCCUUCUCUGUCAUAUGCCAUGUUCACAUCUAGACAACCUUCCUGGAGACUGUCAAGGAUUCUCGGGGGCUUUAUAAACAAAGAUCCUGUCAUUAGGUGGCCUUUUUGA
Molecule: messenger RNA, 1416 nt
Organism: Rangifer tarandus platyrhynchus (Svalbard reindeer)
Lineage: Eukaryota; Metazoa; Chordata; Mammalia; Artiodactyla; Cervidae
Source: the annotation of a GenBank genome assembly